This is a messenger RNA of Erigeron canadensis, 956 nucleotides long. Its product is annotated as aquaporin TIP1-1-like. Gene Ontology annotation, biological process: transmembrane transport; water transport. Gene Ontology annotation, molecular function: water channel activity. The record is from RefSeq and is a predicted model, not a curated record. Gene Ontology annotation, cellular component: plant-type vacuole membrane. The transcript is spliced from 2 exons. Lineage: Eukaryota; Viridiplantae; Streptophyta; Magnoliopsida; Asterales; Asteraceae. The coding region runs from base 40 to 798 and encodes 252 amino acids.
AUUUCAACCCAAAUUUUCAUCCUUAAUCAAUUUCACACAAUGCCAAUACACCGUGUAGCCGUGGGCCUGUACCAAGAUGAAGUGCAUCAUCCCGAGGCCAUCAAGGCAUUUUUCGCGGAGUUCAUAAGCACACUCAUUUUCGUGUUCGCGGGCCAAGGGUCUGGAAUGGCUUACACAACACUUACUGAUGGUGGUGCUGCCACUCCGGCUGGUCUAGUGGCCGCGGCAUUAGCUCAUGGUUUUGGUUUGUUUGUGGCCGUGUCGGUUGGAGCUAAUAUUUCGGGUGGUCAUGUGAAUCCUGCUGUUACUUUUGGUGCGUUUGUUGGUGGUAAUAUAACUUUACUACGUGGGUUGUUCUAUAUUAUAGCACAGCUUCUUGGCUCAGUCGUGGCUUGCUUGCUACUAUCUUUCUCCACUGGUGGUUUGACUACCAUUGGCUUCGCGUUAGGUGCUGAAGUAUCGGUAUGGAAUGCAUUUGUGUUUGAGAUUGUGAUGACUUUUGGACUAGUUUACACAGUGUACGCCACGGCACUUGACCCAAAGAAGGAGGCUAUUGGCACAAUAGGCCCUAUUGCAAUUGGGUUCAUUGUUGGUGCCAACAUUCUAGCUGGUGGUGCAUUCACGGGUGCAUCAAUGAACCCAGCAGUUGCGUUUGGACCAGCCGUUGUAAGCUGGGACUGGGCCGAUCAUUGGGUCUAUUGGGCUGGACCCAUUGUUGGUGGUGGUCUUGCUGGGCUCAUUUAUGAGCUUCUAUUUGUUGGACGUUCUCACGAACCAUUGCCCACAUCUGAAUUUUAGCUCCAGCGCAUAUAUGGGUCGAGUUUCUUAUGUUCGCGUGAAAUGUAUGUGUUGUGCUAAUCCUGUAAUUCCCUUUUCAUGUUAAUUGUAAAUUUGUAAUUGUAAUGUUAAUGUAAAUGUAUUGUUAAUGUUGUAUGUCUGGUUUUCUACUUACCAAA